ACCACGGGAUCACCCCCAUCCUUUCUAACUUUGUGCUCAAAUAAUUGGACCAGUUAAAAAAAUACAUAAAUAUAGACUAAAAUAUACGAUUUCCGAAAAACUUAGCUCAGCACGCAUGCGCAAGUCAAUUACCAAUUAGAUGUCAACAUUGUUGCAUCAUUAGCAAAAAGUUUGCUCUGGUGUGAAGAUCAACUUGGCCACACGUGGAUAGGAAAUUAGUAAAUUGAUUAAAGUGUAAUACAGGCCAUCCGUAAGAUAUGGAAGCUAAUUGUGGAUAUUGUGGUGUUCCAGCGAAGUUAAAAUGUGCUGGUUGCCAACAAGUGUAUUAUUGUAAUCCUGAUCAUCAAAAGAAACAUUGGAAAGCUAAACAUAAGCAUGAAUGCGUAAAACCAUAUGAGUUGACUAAGAGUGAUGAAAUCGGACGACACUUUGUGGCGACCAAGACAAUUGAAAAGGAUACCAUACUCUUUUCCGAGAAUCCGCUAGUUAUAGGCCCGAAAUGGAAUUUGGCUGACUACGAACAACGAUCGACGGUAGUACCAUGCGUUGGAUGUUUUACGGACUGUCCGCUGGGCCAGUUCUACUGUGAAUUUUGCCGCUGGCCAGCCUGCAAACCAGACUGUCCCGGAUUAGGAAACUCCAACUUGCAUGGGCUCGAGUGCGGUGUGUUACGUUUUGGUCGACCUCCAAAACCUGGGGAUGAUCCGGAAAUGUUCUUCGAUUAUUAUAGGUAUGAUGCAUUAUUGGUGCUGAAAUGUUUGGCCCUACAAAUUCGUAAUGCAGACUUAUUCGACCAGCUAAUCAACCUUGAGAGUCAUUACAAUGCGCGUAAAAAUUCCCGCUAUUACGCGGAUACUGACGAGCGUGUCGUUUCGUAUCUGUUUCGAAAUUUUCUCGAUCCCCUGCAAAAGCUGGAGCGUAAAGAGGGCAAAGUUGUUCUCAAAAUGUGCGAUCGCAAAACGCUCCACAUGAUUGGAGGCAUACUAGAAGUUAAUGCCAUGAUUAUUCCACUGUCAAAUGGAAGAGAAAUUUGUGGCCUAUACCCGAUGGGUUGCCUGCUCGAGCACAAUUGUAUGCCAAACUCCUUUUACACGUUUGAUUGCUCUAAAGGAAUGAAACUAACCUUCAAAGCUGGUAGGGACAUACAAAAAGGUGAACAUAUAACCACUACCUAUACCCAUUCGCUAUGGGGAACGCAGCUUCGCAGAGAGCAUCUGAAAACGAACAAAUACUUUGCUUGCAAAUGCAGCCGGUGCUCUGAUCCGACUGAAUUUGGCACUUUCUUGAGUGCCUUGCGGUGCAUGGGUAUAGAGAAUGAGCCAUGCGGAGGCUUUCAACUGCCAAUUAAUCCACUUGCUGAGGACAGCGACUGGAAGUGCAACAGAUGUCCGGUACAGAUUACACACGAUCAAGUUAACUUCCUGAUGUCCAAGAUAGGCGAGGAGGUAGAUGACGUGAUGAGUCGUAAGUCUUCUGUAAAAGAGUUUGAGAAUCUAAUCCAUAAAUUGCAAAACUUCCUGCAUCCAAAUCACUUUCAUCUACAAACACUGAAACAUUCAUUGAUCCAAAUGUAUGGACGCUUUCCCGGGCAUCGUUUGAGCGAGCUUUCCGAUGAGAUACUACGCACAAAAUUAAAAAUGUGUCAUGAAAUGUUAACAAUAAUCGAAGUGCUCGAUCCAGAAUCUUUCCGAUUAAGUCUAUACGCCAGUGUGAUUUUACUAGAACAACAUGCAGCCCUCAUUGAGCUACACAAGCGCCAAAAUUCUCUCACUGCGUCUAAUGUGAAGGAUGCGCUCAGUGAAGCUUUGCAGAGUCUGGUACGUGCUAAAAAUAUUUUGCGGAACGAAAUGGGAACAUUGCAAGGUAAAAAAUUAAUGGAACAAAUAGAGAGCGCUUUAGAAAAUGUAAAGGCGCAACCUGGCACUAAAUAAGCGUUUCUUUAAAUUCAUUUCUUUUUAUAAAAUCUUAAAUACGACCCAUUUCAAUAAACGCGUUAAAAUUCUAUUAUUACACGUUA
Molecule: messenger RNA, 2017 nt
Organism: Anopheles gambiae (African malaria mosquito)
Lineage: Eukaryota; Metazoa; Arthropoda; Insecta; Diptera; Culicidae
Gene: SmydA-5
Product: SET domain-containing protein SmydA-8
Exons: 3
Coding region: 258-1931 (557 amino acids)
Molecular function (GO): protein binding
Source: RefSeq, a predicted model, not a curated record